Molecule: messenger RNA, 7078 nt
Organism: Pogoniulus pusillus (Red-fronted tinkerbird)
Lineage: Eukaryota; Metazoa; Chordata; Aves; Piciformes; Lybiidae
Product: myosin-3-like
Exons: 41
Coding region: 134-5959 (1941 amino acids)
Biological process (GO): muscle contraction
Cellular component (GO): myosin II complex; cytoplasm; myosin filament
Molecular function (GO): microfilament motor activity; ATP binding; actin filament binding
Source: RefSeq, a predicted model, not a curated record
GCUGCUCCUUGGAUAGAGCAGGACUGGUGCCUGUGGUACUUCACUGGUCCUCAGCUGGAGUGAUUGCUUAUGACAUCAGAGAUGUCAGCCUGUUCCUGCCUUCUCUCUGUCAACUGAUUGGUAAGCUUCAGCCAUGAGCAGAGACAGUGGCAUGGAGGUGUUUGGUGAGGCUGCACCGUACCUGCGCAGACCAGAGAAGGAAAGAAUAGAAGCCCAGAACCAGCCAUUUGAUGCCAAAACCUUCUGCUUUGUGGCUGACCCCGAGGUGGAGUACACCAAAGGGAAGAUCAAGGCUGCACAGGAUGGGAAGAUAACUGUUGAGACAGAGGAUGGCAGGACAGUUGCUGUGAAGCCUGCUGAUGUGUAUGCCAUGAACCCACCUAAGUUUGACAGAAUUGAGGAUGUGGCCAUGCUGACUCACCUGCAUGAACCUGCUGUCCUCUACAACCUCAAGGACCGCUACAGCUCCUGGUUGAUCUAUACCUACUCGGGUCUCUUCUGUGUCACUGUCAACCCCUACAAGUGGCUGCCGGUGUACAACCCGGAGGUGGUGUUGGCCUACCGAGGCAAGAAGCGCCAGGAGGCUCCUCCACACAUCUUCUCUAUCUCUGACAACGCCUAUCAGUUCAUGCUGACUGAUCGUGAAAAUCAGUCCAUCCUCAUCACCGGAGAAUCCGGUGCAGGCAAGACUGUGAACACCAAGAAGGUCAUCCAGUACUUUGCAACAAUUGCAGCCAGUGGGGACCUGGCCAAGAAGAGGAAGUCCUGGAUGAAGGGCACUCUUGAGGAUCAAAUCAUCAGUGCCAACCCACUGCUGGAGGCCUUUGGCAAUGCCAAGACUGUGAGGAACGACAACUCCUCACGCUUUGGUAAAUUCAUUCGUAUUCAUUUUGGUACCUCUGGAAAACUGGCUUCUGGUGACAUUGAGACCUACUUGUUGGAAAAGUCAAGAGUCACUUUCCAGCUGAAAGCUGAGAGAAGCUACCACAUCUUCUACCAGAUCCUCUCCAAUAAGAAGCCUGAGCUGCUUGCGCUGCUCCUCAUCACAGCCAACCCAUACGACUACCCCUUCAUCAGCCAAGGGGAGAUUUCAGUGGCCAGCAUUGAUGACCAGGAGGAGCUUGCUGCUACAGAUGCAGCCAUUCACACUUUGGGCUUCAGCCCCAGUGAGAGAGUGGGGAUUUACAAAGUGACAGGGGCAAUCCUGCACCAUGGGAACAUGAGGUUCAAGCAGAAACCGCGUGAGGAGCAGGCAGAGCCAGCUGGCACAGAAGAGGCUGACAAAGCUGCAUACCUGAUGGGCCUGAACUCGGCAGACUUGCUGAAAGCUUUGUGCUACCCCCGGGUGAAGGUGGGGAAUGAGUACGUGAUGAGAGGCCAAACGGUGGAUCAGGUGCACCAGGCAGUGAAUGCCAUUUCCAAGUCAGUCUAUGAAAAGCUCUUCCUGUGGAUGGUGAUGCGCAUCAACCAACAGCUGGACACGAAGCUGCCACGGCAGCACUUCAUCGGGGUCCUGGACAUUGCUGGCUUUGAGAUUUUUGAGUUCAACAGCCUGGAGCAGCUCUGCAUCAACUUCACCAAUGAGAAACUGCAGCAGUUCUUCAACCACCACAUGUUCGUGCUGGAGCAGGAGGAGUACAGGAAGGAAGGGAUUGAGUGGGAGUUCAUUGACUUUGGGAUGGACCUGGCUGCCUGCAUUGAGCUUAUAGAAAAGCCCAUGGGCAUCUUCUCCAUCCUGGAAGAGGAGUGCAUGUUCCCCAAGGCAACUGACACCUCUUUCAAGAACAAGCUGUACGACCAGCAUCUGGGCAAAUCUGACGUCUUCCAGAAGCCCAAACCUGGCAAAGGCAAGGCUGAGGCUCACUUCUCCCUGGUGCACUAUGCUGGCACAGUGGACUACAAUAUCACUGGCUGGCUGGAGAAGAACAAGGACCCCCUGAAUGAAACUGUCAUUGGGUUGUACCAGAAGUCGUCUAUGAAAAUUUUAUGCAGUCUUUAUGCCACCUUUGGUUCCAUAGAUGAAGCUGAAAGUGGUGCUAUUAAGAAGAAAGGAACCAAGAAAAAGGGCUCUUCCUUCCAAACAGUCUCUGUGCUCUUUCGGGAAAACCUCAACAAGCUGAUGUCCAACCUGCGAACGACUCACCCUCACUUUGUGCGCUGUAUCAUUCCCAAUGAAACAAAGACCCCAGGCCUGAUGGAUCACAAGCUUGUUCUGCACCAGCUGCGGUGCAACGGCGUCCUGGAAGGCAUCCGGAUCUGCAGGAAGGGAUUUCCUAACAAGAUACCUUAUGGGGAUUUUAAACAAAGGUACUGCCUCCUGAAUGCCAGUGCCAUUCCGGAGGGGCAGUUCAUGGACAGCAGGAAGGCGUGCGAGAAGCUGCUGUCCUCCAUUGAGAUAGAUCACACUCAGUACAAAUUUGGACACACUAAGGUGUUCUUCAAGGCAGGUUUGCUGGGGGUCCUGGAGGAGAUGCGGGAUGAUUGCUUGGGGCAGCUGAUUGUGCAGACACAGGCCUUAUGCAGGGGGUACCUCAGGAGGCUGGAGAUGAGGAGAAUGUUUGACCGGAGGGAGUCCAUCUUCUGCAUCCAGUACAACAUCCGAGCGUUCAUGAAGGUCAAGCACUGGCCCUGGAUGAAGCUGUUCUUCAAGAUGAAACCCCUCUUAAAAAGUGUGGGAACUGAGAAAGAGUUGGCCACAAUGAAGGAAAAGUUUGAGAGAAUGAAAGAAGAGUUGGCUAAAUCAGAGGCCAGGAGGAAAGAACUGGAAGAAAAGACGGGAACUCUGGUGCAAGAGAAAAAGGAGCUACAGCUGCAAGUACAGGCUGAAACUGAAAAUUUGGCUGACGCAGAAGAAGGAUGUGACCAGCUGAUCAAAGUGAAGUUCCAGCUGGAGGCAAGGAUAAAGGAGAUCAUGGAAAAACUGGAGGAUGAAGAGGAGAUAAAUGCUGAUCUGGCAGCCAGAAAGAGGAAACUGGAGGAUGAGUGCUCUGAGCUGAAGAAAGACAUUGAUGAUCUUGAGUUAACUCUGGGCAAGGGUGAAAAGGAAAAGCAUGCCACAGAAAACAAGGUUAAAAAUCUAACAGAAGAAAUGACAGGUUUGGAUGAGACCAUUGCAAAGUUAGUCAAGGAGAAGAAGGUCCUGCAAGAAGCCCACCAGCAGGCACUUGAUGACCUGCAAAUGGAGGAGGACAAAGUUAACACCCUCACCAAAGCCAGAAUGAAGCUGGAGCAGCAAGUGAACCAAGCUGAAGGACUUUUAGAACAGGAAAGAAAAGGUUGUAUGGAUCUUGAACAUGCAAAGAGAAAGCUUGAGGGAGACUUGAAGCUUGCCCAGGAAACCAUCGAGGAUCUGGAGAAUGCUAAGCAGCACUUGGAUGAAAAAUUAAGGAAGAAGGACUUGGAUUUCCACCAGAUGCAAAACAAAGCCGAGGAGCAGCAGAAUUCAGGUGCUCGACUGCAGAAGAAGAUCAGAGAACUGCAGGCCCGCGUCGCAGAGCUGGAGGAGGAGGCUGUGAGCGAGAAGGCCACGCGGGUAAAAGCGCAGAAGCACUGUGACGAGCUGGCUCGUGACCUGGAGGGGAUCAGUGCAAGGCUGGAGGAGGCUGGAGGAGCCAGCACUGCUCAGGUGGAGCUGAACAAGAAGCGAGAGGCAGAGUUCCAGAAGCUGCGUCGUGACCUGGAAGAGGCCACGCUGCAGCACGAGGCCACGGCUGCCGCCCUGCGCAAGAAGCACGCGGACAGCACCGCUGAGCUUGGGGAGCAGAUCGACAACCUGCAGAGAGUGAAGCAGAAGCUGGAGAAGGAGAAGAGUGAGCUCAAGAUGGAGGUUGAUGACCUGGCCAGUAGGACAGAGACCAUCGCUAGGUCCAAGGCUCAUCUGGAGAAGAUGCACCGCACCCUGGAGGAUCAGCUGAGAGAUAUAAAAGCCAAAUUUGAGGACAACCAGAGAAACGUGCAUGAGGUGGCGAUGCAGAAAGCCCAGCUCCAGGCAGAGUCAGGAGAGCUGAGCCAUCAGCUGGAGGAGAAAGAAGCUGUAGCAUUGCAACUGUCCAGGAGCAAGCAGGGGAUUGCACAACAAAUAGAAGAACUUAAAAGGCAGCUGGAGGAAGAGAGCAAGGCCAAGAACGCCCUGGCCCACGCCUUGCAGUCUGCUCGCCACGACUGUGACCUGCUGCGGGAGCAGUAUGAGGAGGAGCAGGAAGCCAAGGGGGAGCUGCAGAGGGCCCUGUCCAAGGCCAACAGCGAAGUGGCCCAGUGGAGAACCAAAUAUGAGACGGACGCCAUUCAGCGCACGGAGGAGCUGGAGGAGGCCAAGAAGAAGCUGUCUCAGCAUCUCCAAGAAGCAGAGCGGCAGGCAGAGACUGUGAAUUCAAAGUGCGCCACCUUGGAGAAGGAGAAGCUGAAGUUGCAGGGGGAGGUGGAGGAUCUGACAGUGGACGUAGAGAGAGCAAACACAUUAGCAGCUGCCCUGAACAGGAAGCAGCAGAACUUCGAUAAGGUGGUGGCAGAAUGGAAGGGAAAGUAUGAGAAGAGCCAGCUGGAGUGGGAGACUUCCUCUAAGGACUCACGUUCGCUGCACUCGGAGCUUUUCAAGGUGAAGAAUGCCUACGAGAACAGCUUGGAUCAGCUGGAAACAGCCAGGCGGGAAAACAAGACCCUGAAGCAGGAAGUAGCUGAUCUGACUGAACAAAUUACUGAGAAGGGCAAAAUGAUCAGAGACCUCGAGAAAGCAAAAAAGCAAGCCGAAGUAGAAAAAUCCCAGCUGCAGUUAGCUCUGGAAGAGGCAGAGGCAGCUCUUGAGCGUGAAGAGGUCAAAAUCCUUGGUCUCAACCAAGAGCUGGCUCAGAUUAAAUCAGAAAACAGCAGGGUAGCUGAGAAAGAUGAGGAGAUCAGCCAGUUGAAAAAGAACCAUCAAAGGACUGUGGAGACAAUGCAAGGUGUUUUAGAUGCUGAGAUGAGGAGCAGAAGUGAAUCCUUAAGGCUGAAGAAGAAGAUGGAGGGAGACCUGAAUGAAAUGGAGAUCCAGCUGAGCCAUGCCAACUGCCAGGCUGCAGAGGCACAGAAACACCUGCUCAGUAUCCAGGGAAUACUUAAGGACACUCAGCUGAACCUGGAGGAUGCUGUCCGAGCACAGGAGGACCUGAAGGAGCAGGUAGCCACAGUGGAGCGCAGAGCAAACCUGCUGCAGGCUGAAGUUGAGGAUCUAAAGGCAGCCCUGGAGCAAACAGAGCGGUUGAGGAAAGUGGCUGAGCAGGAGCUUGUGGAUGCCACUGAACGUCUGCAGCAACUCCAUACCCAGAACACCAGCAUUUCUAAUGCAAAGAAGAAGCUGGAAGCUGAGAUGGCACAAAUCCAGACUGAGAUGGAAGAUGUUAGCAAUGAAGCAAGAAGUGCUGAGGAACGGGCAAAGAAGGCAGUGACAGAUGCAGCAGUGAUGGCAGAAGAGCUGAAGAAGGAGCAUGAUACCAGCACCCACCUGGAGAGGAUGAAGAAGAACCUGGACCUGACAGUGAAGAACCUGCAGCACCGUCUGGAUGAAGCUGAGCAGCUGGCCCUGAAGGGAGGCAAAAAACAGCUCCUGAAGAUUGAGGCCAGGAUCCGAGAGCUGGAAGCUGAGCUGGAGGAAGAGCACAAACAGUCCAUGGAGGCAAUGAAAAGCAUCCGCAGACAUGAGCGGCGCGUUAGAGAGCUGACGCUCCAGAGUGAAGAAUACAGGAAGAAUAUGAUGAGGUUACAAGAUCUGGUAGAUAAACUGCAGAUGAAAAUCAAGUCUUACAAAAGGCAGGCUGAGGAAGCUGAUGAACAAGCAAAUACUAAUCUCUCCAAGUUCAGACAAGUGCAGCAUAAGCUAGAAGAGGCUGAGGAAAGGGCAGAUGUUGCUGAGAGUCAAGCAAACAAGCUCAGAGCUAAAACCCGACAAGUCCCCUCCACUAAGGUGGUGUUAGGAGGUGAAAAAUGAGCUUCUUCUGGGCUAAGCACAAUUUACAGUCUCCUUCCAGCGGUUGAUUUGCAGUAGUUAGAGCUACACUGGUAGGAAGUAAUCUUCCAUUUGCUUCUGGACACAGUUUGUACCGCACUGCUGCUGUGCCAGCAUCAAUAAAGUAGACAUCUACAACUUCAGAUGCUCCACAUGUUGAUAUUCAUGAGAGACUAAUUUUCUUGCUAAGUUAAGCAUAGUCAAAACUGUGGUUUGGAGUCUUACUGGUGCUGUGAUUGUGUUUGAGCCAUUUUUGUUCUACAUCAAAGUCUAGGUGUCUGGCAUGCUUCCUUCAGUCCUUCUGCUUGAAAGCAAGUAUCCUGACCUUGGUAAAUGAGGCUGAGAGUAAGCAUGAGCAGCUGUGGGACAUCAGACGUGCAGUGUGAACAGAACUGCACCAUUCAUGCUGUUGCAUUGCUGUAUCUCUGCAAGGGACAACGAGGCUAGCCCAGCCUGGGAGCCACCUCUGUUAUGAAUCAAGCAUUUCUAACCUCUUUGUAGUCAAACCACAGCUCAGGAAGGUGGCACACUUCUGAGCUAUCCAGUGUGCUACCCAUCCAGUCGAUGAGGACUUGAACUUGGAUGUCUCACAUGCCUGUCACACUGGGAACAGUUACCAAGUGAUCUGCUUGCAACAAUAGCCUUUGGAACAAUAACGUCUGCAUGAAUGCGGAGUUGUGCCUCUGCUCUGCCUGCUGAACCAGCUGAGUCUUCAUCUGCACCGUGCUGGACGUGCCAGGGAACGGCACAGAAGGCUGGGGUGAUGCCAAAGGGCCUUCUUCCAAGAACUAGCAUCAGAUCCAUCCCCUGAGGGUGAGGGAUUGCAUUUAGUGGCCACACUUUAUCAGCUACCUAAUGUACUGUCAAUCCCUGACCACUUGCUCCUGCUUGCUACUGCUGCUGCUGUGCAUCGCUCCAGCUGAGCGUGGACUCCCAGGGGAGACUGGUGACUAGUUGUUCCAGCUGGAAAGCUUUUCCAGAAGAGUGAGAGUUUUUGUCCCCCAGAGUUCUUAAUGUCCAGAUCAGGUUUCUCUGAAUGAAUGAAAAUGAAACAGAAAUAAAAAAUAAAUGAGAUACAAAAAUAAAGUGGAAUGUAAGAAA